AUGGACGGUUCUGAGAACCAGCCAGCGCGGAGCUGUCGACUGCCCGGACCGACUGCACCCUCGAGAGGCCUCGCAGAAAUGAGCGAUUCGCAGCACAACACGCGCAUCCCGCUGCCCCCGCUGCCCACCUUCAAGGGCAUCAAGCGGGAGAUAUCGCAAGCAGCUCCCCAACCCGACGCGAAGCGCAAACCUCUCUCCGAAAAAGCCACCGAGUACCCUUCCAAGCCAUCCCUGGCAACGGCCAAUCCUCACCGAAGCACCAAAGGCCAAUCGUUGUGUUCAAUGUCUCAGCCUAAACAGCCACAGCAACCCACCAGCGUCACGCGGCCCGGCCCGGCCUCGUCGAGUAGCGGCGGCUUCGCCAAGAGCUAUGGGCCCGGCCGAAACGUCACCGCCGAUCGACACACGGCCGCGAAGAACGGCAACCGCUUUGGCCAUGCCCGAUCGAAAAGCCAAGCCCCUCGUCCGCGAACCGCCCACGGCCACCGUGACGAGGUCCACCGCGAUGACGUAUCCAUAAACAGCGCCUGGGACGUCGACGGCCGAGUUGACAACAUUGAGUUGGAAUUCAAGGAGCUCAAGAACAUGCUCAACGACACACUAACACAGAAGAAAGGUGACGAGGAUGCGUUCGAGUUGGCUAAAGCGAGAGUUUCGGAACUCGAGGACUGUAGGCGGAAACUCGAAGAGCGCCAUGAGAGGCUUAAGGAGGAGCUGGGCGUUGCCAAAGACGACGGGCGGCAGCUGCGACACGAACUCGAGAAGCAGCAAUGGGACCACGGCCGAGCAGUCGACGACCUCGAGCGCCGACACCGAGAGGCCGUGGAAGACGUCGAACGACAACAUCGAGAGACUGACCAAGAGAUGAAGGCGCUCCAGGAGCGCAUCGAAGCCUUGACGCGGCAUCACCAGCAGGAUCUGGAAGACGAACGUCAGCGGAUGGACAGAGAGGGGAAAGAUCGCGAGGUCCAGGAACACCGGUCCAGAGCCGAGAGCCUGCGCACAGAGCUCGAGCGCGAACGAUUGCUCAAGGGCAGCUUGCAAACCAGCAUCGCGGAGCUUUCGGCAUCCAACACGACGCUUGAGGCCAAGAUCAACUCGCUCAAGUCGCAUGUUGAAUUCCUCGAGUCCGACAACAAGGCCCAAUCGGACUCGUUUGCCAGCAUGGAGGCUCGGCUGCAAGAGGCGCUUCGCAUCGCCGACGAAGCGAGACAGAAGCUCAUCAAGGAGGAGACGGAGCGGCGCGUUCUAUUCAACAAGUACCAGGAGCUCAAGGGCAACAUUCGCGUCAUGUGCAGGGUGCGGCCGGCCCUGGACGGAAGCGAGGGCGAAGAGGCCCGCAUGUCUUUCCCCGACGACAAGACAUCGGCCGAGAUCCUGCUAGCCGGACCGGAGGAGAGGAGCAGCUUGGGGAUGAACGAAGAGAUCUUCGGCGAGAUCUCGCAGCUGAUUCAGAGCGCCCUCGACGGAUACAACGUAUGCAUCUUUUGCUACGGCCAGACGGGGUCCGGCAAGACGUACACCAUGUCGUCGGAUGACGGCAUGAUCCCGCGGGCAACGCACAUGAUUUACGAGACGAUGACCAAGCUCAGGGAGAAGUCGUGGGAGUACACGAUGGAGGGGUCCUUUGUCGAGGUGUACAAUGAGGAUCUCAACGAUUUGCUCUCGCCCGCUCACGAGCGCGUCUCAUCCGAAGGCAAGCCGCGGAAGCUCGAGAUCCGUCACGACGAGGCGCGCAGGCAGACGGCCAUUCUCAACUGCAAGUCGGUGCACCUCAACUCUGCGUCGAGUGUAGAGCGAAUUCUUCAGGAGGCGCAGCGGAACCGGUCGGUAGCGGCGACCAAGGCCAACGAGCGGUCGUCGCGCUCGCACAGCGUCUUCAUCCUGAAGCUCGUGGGCGAGAACGCGGCGACGGGGGAGCGCUGCGAGGGGACCCUGAACCUGGUGGACCUGGCGGGCUCGGAGCGGCUGAAACAGUCGCAGGCCGAGGGCGAGCGCAUGAAGGAGACGCAAAGCAUCAACAAGAGCCUGAGCUGUCUGGGCGACGUGAUAGAGGCACUCGGCCGGGGCUCGGGACACGUGCCGUACCGCAACUCGAAGCUCACGCACCUGCUGCAGUAUAGCCUGGGAGGCAACAGCAAGACGCUCAUGUUUGUCAUGGUGUCACCACUCGAGGUUCAUCUCAAGGAGACGCUGAUGAGCUUGAGAUUUGCCACCAAGGUACAUAACACGCAUAUCGGCACCGCAAAGGCGACGAAAAAAAUCAAGGGGGGAGAGUCGUAG
Hirsutella rhossiliensis is the source of this 2283-nucleotide messenger RNA. Its product is annotated as kinesin motor domain-containing protein. Gene Ontology annotation, biological process: microtubule-based movement. Gene Ontology annotation, molecular function: ATP binding; microtubule motor activity; microtubule binding. The coding region runs from base 1 to 2283 and encodes 760 amino acids. Lineage: Eukaryota; Fungi; Ascomycota; Sordariomycetes; Hypocreales; Ophiocordycipitaceae. The transcript is spliced from 10 exons. The record is from RefSeq and is a predicted model, not a curated record.